Ustilaginoidea virens is the source of this 1614-nucleotide messenger RNA. RefSeq lists its product as uncharacterized. The transcript has 2 exons. The coding region runs from base 1 to 1614 and encodes 537 amino acids. Lineage: Eukaryota; Fungi; Ascomycota; Sordariomycetes; Hypocreales; Clavicipitaceae. The record is from RefSeq and is a predicted model, not a curated record.
AUGGAGAACGGUGAAAUCAAAAGUAGGCUGGAGAUGCGGCGGCCCGAUGCCGAAGAGAUCAUGAGAGCCGGCCGAUGUCUCGGCGCCGCCAUUGCUGUUAUCCACGACGGACGAUUGCUUCAUAUCGAGUGUAUUGGAGUUCGAAAUGUGGCGCAACAGCUACCAGUCAAUCCGUUUACCGUGUUCCCCUGCGCGGCCUUGACCAAGACGGUCAUUGCGGCAGCCGUUGCGCAGUGCGUCGACGAAGGCAACCUCUCUUGGGACGAUCGUCUUGAGGCGCUUCUUCCGGGAAUAUUCCCCAGAGCGCCCCUGUUCAGGCAAAUGACCCCCGUGGAUUGUCUCGCCCAGCGGCCGAGGAUAAAUCACCCGCAGAACUGGGUUGCGACGGGAUCGAGCGACGAGACCAACAGUCUGCAGCAGUUUGAAACCUUCAGAAACAGCCCUAUCUACAGAGGUGUUGGCUAUGAUAUCUCAGGCAUGCUUCUCCGCCAGCUGAGAGGAAUUCCCUGCCCAGCAGUCCUGGAUUCUCGCAUAUUUCAACCAUUGUCCAUGCUGAGGACUACCACACAGCCUGGCCGCAACGAGGAGGGACGUGAAACCAACAUUUCACAAACGUACGGCGCUCUUAUGGCAAGGGGUCAAUACGUGAAAGUUGAGCCGUCGGUGAUAUCGGGCGAUUUUGCCGGAGGCCCUGAUGCAUCGAUGUACAGCUGCAUGAGCGACAUGGUCCGCCUGUACAGCAGGUUCCUCGAAGACUAUGCGUAUCAGUUGCAAAACAAUACGACAGAGACGCCAGGAUCACCACUGAAGCAGGUUCCAUUUAUGCUGCUUCCGAGAGCAGCUAUGAGCGAGGCCUAUGCUCACAGGGAAUCCUCCGGGCUCGGCUGGAUAAGGGUGCAAACUCCUGCCCCUAUGGGUGUCGGCGGGCUCAACCCGAGAAUCAUGCAUCCAAGGCCAAUGCCUGACGUGGCCACUGGGCAUCCAACGCAGUACAUACUAUACAACCAGGGGAGCCGGUCGGGCAACCUGGCCGCAGUUAGCCUUGUCCCAUCGACAAAGGGGGCCAUCAUUGUUUUGACAAACACGUUAGGUCUCAACGACGUCGCCGACUGGCUUGGGCAAAUGUAUCUCGAGGCGUAUCUUGGGGUUGCCAAGAAGAAUGACUAUGUGCGUCUUGCAAGGGAAACUGCCGAAAAAGCGACUCAAUGGAAUCCCCAGACUAUGGUCAAUUUACUGAAUAACAGAAGGGCGGGAAGAGCGCACCGGGACCUGAUUGAUUACACUGGGCAAUACCAAAAUGAUGCUCUAACUAUGAAGAUAUACAUCUUCAUUGAUUCCAGGGACAAUACGACCCUACGGGCGGAAUUUCGAAUUCAUGAAGCUACAGAGGAAAUUUAUUUGUUGACGCAUUUCCGCGACGAUGUCUUUACCUUUGUAUAUUGCCGGAAUCACCUUAUUCGUCGCGGGCGGUUUACCUAUGAGGAUGCUGAAUUCUUCAAGCUCGCGUUUGGAUGCAAUGAUACUUGCUCAAGGAUCUGCGUCAUCAAAUGGCGGCAUAAUGGAAGUCUCUCCGAACCCGAGGUGUUUAAACGGCAAUCGAUUCGCAGGGGCUGA